Molecule: messenger RNA, 345 nt
Organism: Aspergillus nomiae NRRL 13137
Lineage: Eukaryota; Fungi; Ascomycota; Eurotiomycetes; Eurotiales; Aspergillaceae
Product: LYR motif-containing protein
Exons: 3
Coding region: 1-345 (114 amino acids)
Biological process (GO): mitochondrial respiratory chain complex III assembly
Source: RefSeq, a predicted model, not a curated record
AUGGCUGCCCCAUCCCUUUCCGCCCGUGGCGCCUACCGUCAGAUUCUCCGCGCUACCCGCAUUGCCUUCCAUGAGGACACUCGUGUACUCCUCGCUGCUCGUCAAGAGGCCCGCCGCCAGUUCGACGAACAUAAGCGCGUAGGCAUCGAUACGCCCAUGCAGAUCAACCAUGCCAUUGAAGUGGCCAGCAUCUUGAAGCACAACAUUGUACAAGGAGUAAAAGAGGAGGGCAACGAAGCCGCCAAGUGGGAACUUCGGAUUCACGAUGAUAUCGAGCGUGGUGACAAUGAUUCGAUCAAGCAUGCGGGCAAGGAUAUCAAGAUUCAUAAGGCUUGUUCGGCAUAA